This is a messenger RNA of Brachypodium distachyon (stiff brome), 993 nucleotides long. Its product is annotated as F-box/LRR-repeat protein At3g59190. NCBI's taxonomy places the organism in Eukaryota, Viridiplantae, Streptophyta, Magnoliopsida, Poales, Poaceae. Gene Ontology annotation, molecular function: protein binding. Bases 1 to 993 code for a protein of 330 amino acids. The transcript has a single exon. The record is from RefSeq and is a predicted model, not a curated record.
AUGGCGAUAGUGCCCGCGGCCAAGAGGCGCGGAUCCGGCGGAGCUUCCCAGCGCAGGCCACGGAAAUGGGCACCGGAGGAUACCUGCGACGGCGAAGACCUCAUCAGCGACCUCCCCGAUGCCAUCCUCGCCACCAUCGUCUCCCUCCUCCCCACCAACGACGGUGCCCACACGCAGAUCCUCGCCCGCCGGUGGCGUCCUCUUUGGCACGCCGCGCCUCUCAACCUCGACUCCUUGAACCUCCGCCGCCGCACAUUUUCGACAAAAAGGUACCUCGGCUUAAACCAAUUCAAGACCUUCUCCGUCGUUUCCAGGAUCCUCGCCGACCACCCUGGCCCCGUCCGCCGCUUCCGCUACGACGUCAUCAUCUGCCUACACAAGGACAAAAAGAGGUACGCCGUGGAAGCAGCUCAGAUCGAGAGCUGGUUCCACUCCCUGGCCAUUGCCAAUCUUCAGGAACUUGAUAUCACCUUCCGUCCCUUGGAAUACACAGCCGAGUACCCUAAGCUUUACCCUCUACCAUCGUCCGUGUUCCUUACUGCAUCAACCCUCCUCUUGGCGAGAAUCGGCUUAUGCGAUUUCCCAAAGGACCUCACACAGCCAUUGAAUUUCCCCCUCCUCAAGCAGCUCCACCUAUGGCGGAUUUCUAUCUCUGAGGAUGUCUUCCAAGGAGUGCUCUCUGGCUGCCAUGUGCUGGAGACUUUAUUUCUGGCAGAAAUCCGUGAUGUCGACUGCCUCCGUGUUAGCUCGCCGACUCUUAGAAUCAUCGUCACUUUAGCUGCUUGUUCCUGUGGCGAAAUGGAAUUGGUCAUUGAGGACACCCCUUGCCUUGAAAAGUUGCUGAUACCUUGGCCAGACUUAGGCCGUGAGAUCAUACGGGUAGUUCACGCACCUAAACUGGAGAUAUUAGGCCAUUUGUCCCCCUCCAUCUCCGAAAUUCAGAUUGCCAGCAUUGUCUUCCAGGUAGCAGCAUCAGGCUCACUUUUGCAUUAG